AUGGUGUCGGUAAGAAAUUGUACGGCACCCGGUCCCGACAGAAUAAGACUAGAACACCUGAAGAACCUUCCGCCAGUACUCGUCAACAUCCUGGCGAGGCUCUUUACACGUUACCUUUCGGAAUGCAAGGUUCCUAAACAGUGGAAGACCAGCAAGACCGUAUUGUUAUAUAAAAAGGGAGAUCCAUAUGACAUCAACAACUAUCUCCCAAUCUGCUUACUGUCCGUCAUCUACAAGCUCUUUACAACAGUGAUCCUUAAUAGGAUUAAAAAAAUCUCGGAUGAAGGACAACCAUGCGAGCAAGCAGGGUUUCGAAAAGGAUUCAGCACGAUUGACCACAUUCACACUGUUUCAAAACUCAUCGAGUACAAGAUGCCGCUCUGUUUCACCUUCAUCGACUUGAAGAAGGCCUUCGACUCAGUUGAGACGGAAGCUGUUGUGGAAGCCUUGGACAACCAAGGCGUCCCUACUUAG
Molecule: messenger RNA, 474 nt
Organism: Necator americanus (New World hookworm)
Lineage: Eukaryota; Metazoa; Nematoda; Chromadorea; Rhabditida; Ancylostomatidae
Exons: 1
Coding region: 1-474 (157 amino acids)
Source: RefSeq, a predicted model, not a curated record